Solea senegalensis (Senegalese sole) is the source of this 2474-nucleotide messenger RNA. RefSeq names its product kelch repeat and BTB domain-containing protein 12-like. The coding region runs from base 165 to 2012 and encodes 615 amino acids. The transcript has 10 exons. Lineage: Eukaryota; Metazoa; Chordata; Actinopteri; Pleuronectiformes; Soleidae. Gene Ontology annotation, molecular function: protein binding. The record is from RefSeq and is a predicted model, not a curated record.
AUAAAUAGAACAGACCACACGACAGACCUGCUUGCAAAAUAAAUUAAAAAAAUAAAACAAAAACAACAGUAGACAGCAAAGAGUGGUUUAAGUUUUAAAGACAGCUGCAAAUUCAUUACAGAAACCUCUCAAUCUCGGACGGCGUCGAUACACCGCUGGAGGUCAUGGACACUGAGCUCCUGCACUCUGCUCAGGCAGAACACGGCUCACUUCUGCUCAGGCAGUUGGAGAGGAUGAGAGCCGCUGAGGAGCUCACGGACGUGGUGCUCCUCGCAGAGGGCAUUUCCUUUCCUUGCCACAAGGUGGUGCUGUCUGCAUUCAGCCCUUACUUCCAGGCCAUGUUUACAUGUGGUCUGAAGGAGACGCGGGGAGGAGAGAUACCUCUCAGAGACACUCCUGCUCACAGUCUGGACCUGUUACUGGGCUACAUGUACCGGGCUGAACUCCCACUUACCAAUGACAACAUCCAGGGAGUGGCUGCUGCUGCCUUCCUGCUCCAUGUAGACGGAGCCUUCAGAUUGUGUCAGAGCCACAUGGAGGCCUGUAUGGACCCUUCCAACUGUGUUGGUCUGUACCACUGGGCCCAAAACCUGGGGGCCACAGGUCUGGCUGACAAUGCCUACAGACACCUCUGCCAGCACUUCACACAGGUCUGUGAAGAAGAAGAAGUCCUGGACCUGGAUGCCCAGAGUCUUGGGGAUCUGCUGGGUUCAGACGACCUCAACAUUACACAGGAGGAGGUUGUCCUGGAGUUGGUGCUGCGUUGGGUGGAGAAGAGAAGAGGGGACUCUCCGAGUGAAGCUUGUGCUGUGGAGUUACUCAGGCGUGUGCGGCUGGAGCUUGUUAGCCCUGGAUUCCUCAGAAAAGCCAGGAGGAGAAACCCGGUAUUGCUGCGGGAUGCUGAGUGCUUCGGGAUGAUUGAUGCUGCUCUCCAGACCUCAGGUCUCUGUGAGACGGCAGUGCCGCCGCGUCCAGCUCUUCGCUACGGCAUGGAGGCCACUGACCUCCUGCUCUGUUUGGGCGGGGUUAAUAAGGAGGGAGUGCCUGCCCGCCGUGGAGGACUUGCUGACCUCAGCUUUUGCUUUGCCCCCCGUGGAAGAAAGACUUGCUACAUCCCGUCUCCACUGAGGGCCUGUGGAGGUGUGGGACAGAUCACGACAGGAGCGGUGACACGGGACAAUACCAUUGUGGUGGCCAUUGAAGCGGUUGACCAACACAGGGUGAAGAGGGUGGAUAUCUACAGGUACGAUCAUUCGGAGGAGAACAGCUGGGUGGAGUUGUGCUCGGUAGCGUACAGAGACAUGUACGCAUUGGGGCAGCUGGGCGAUGGUCUUUACAUGAUAGGCGGUCAGAUGAAACUGCACGGUCACUACGUCAUCACGGACAAUGUGCAGAGAUGGUCACUGAAACGAGGAGGCAGCUGGCUCAGCUUUGCCCCUCUGCCUCUUCCUUUAGCCUGCCACAGCGCUGUGAGUCUGAGGGAGCAUCUGUAUGUGCUCGGGGGCUGGACACCACAGGAUCAUCCCGAUGACGAGCCGGACAAGCUGAGUAACCGCAUAUUCCAGUUUGACCCAAGCAAGGACAGGUGGACAGAGUGUUCCAGGAUGAAGUACUCCAGGUACCGCUGCGGCACGGCUGUCCUCAAUGGAGAAAUCUACAUAUUAGGUGGUAUAGGAUGUGACGGAGAAGAUCGUGGUCAGUCACGUCGCUGCCUGAGCUCGGUGGAGAUCUAUAACCCAGACGCAGACACUUGGAGAGCGGGUCCGACCCUGCCCACGUCUCUGCUCUCCCUCCGAACCAACGCUUCUAAUGUGGGAGUGGUGGAGGGAAAGCUCUACCUCUGUGGACACUACAAGGGAGCAGGCCGUCAUGAGAUCAUCACCAAGGAGAUUUUGGAACUAGAUCCCGCGGACAAUGUGUGGACAGUGGUGGAAAGACGAGCAGCCAUGCAGGACAGCUAUGACGUCUGUCUUGUGGCUAACCUCAACCCUCGAAACCUCGUCACACGCUGAUGCUUCACCUCCCAACCUCUGAGCACCACUGCAAAGGCCAGGAUAUGUUGGAAAUAAGCGUCCGUCUGCUAAACCUCAUGCAGCGCGAUCCAAACUUGGCUCGACUGUGGAAUUUGAACACGUAUCAAUGACCAAACUGAAACAAUCUGGAUGUUCUCGUUGUUAAUCAACCAAACAAAAAAGCAAAACUUCAUGUGUUCUUUUAAGACUUAAGAGCAAAGAGCUUUCAUUUACAACCGUUGAAUCAACAAGAAACGUUUCUGUUGUGAACCAUUUUUUGGAAAUGAGAAAAGAUUUUUAGUUCUUUAAUUAAGAUUGGCGAAGGUUUUUUUUCAUUUUGUCAUCUGUCUGAGAAUAAUGACGUUGUAUGCUUUUGUUUUGGCUUCUAUGUUAGAUUUCCUGACUACAAUAAUCCAUCCACCCGGCAGGUGGGACAUAACAUGUUUUGAGGGAGGUUGCCGU